Messenger RNA from Lycium barbarum (goji berry), 1703 nucleotides. RefSeq lists its product as uncharacterized. The record is from RefSeq and is a predicted model, not a curated record. Bases 1 to 1365 code for a protein of 454 amino acids. The transcript has 5 exons. NCBI's taxonomy places the organism in Eukaryota, Viridiplantae, Streptophyta, Magnoliopsida, Solanales, Solanaceae.
AUGGCUGUGCCACCUACCACCACCGCCAUUACACCAUACACUUCUGUUUCAAACUUUAAGUUACCACCUGGCUGGGGUGUUGAAGAAGUGCCUCGUUCUAAAGGAUAUCGAGUUGACAGGAUGAUUCUAGAAGAUGAAAACAUGAGUUUUGGUAAUACAGUUAAAAGAAAAGGAGAGAAACCAACUGAGGGAGAAAGUAGUAAAAGAGCUAAGGUGCAAACACCAUUAGAUAAACUUGUGACUGCUAUUUGUCAAUCAACAAAUGAGGAAAGAGUUAGUGAAACUGGGGCUUCAGAAAGAGAGGAAACACACGAAACCUCUGUUGGGCAUGAAGAAGAAAUAAGUGAAGAAGAAGGAGAUGAAGGGGAUGAAGGAGCUGAAGGGGAUGAAGAAGGUGAAAAAGAAGCAGAAACUGAAAAUGGUAAUGAAGAAGAAGAAGAAGAAGAAGAAGAAGAAGAAGAAGAAGAAGAAGAAGAAGAAUCAACAGAUCAGAUCUUGGCUGAGUUAAGAAGAAAAAGGAAACAUAAUGUGGAUGCCAAUCUUGUUGAGUCUUCUAGUAUUACCAUAGAUCCCAAUAGACCUUCGAUUGAGGAGGUCGUCAAGAGUUUCAGCAUUGAAAAGUACGGCGUGACGAUGCCGCUGAAUGGAAAUAAGGAUUUGUCUGGUGAUUUUGUGGUUAGAUCAACCAUGGGCAAGGGAUUUGACACCUUCAGGGGCAUUCUCCGGCAGCAGGGGUUAGAUAAUUUCUUUAGGGCUAGCUGCUUUGGGAUCUAUUUAGAUUUGCCUGAAGAUACCAGUGCCCGAUUUCAAAUGACAAUGGUUUCUGAGCUUUUGAAGCGUAAGAUUAUUUGUGAUAGAAAGGAUGAGAUUUGGAUCAAUUACUGUGGCAUGCCGGUUUGCUUUGGCAUGAAGGAGUUUGCCAUAGUUACCAGAUUGAGAUGUUAUCCUUAUGAGCCUCUUCCUACUGUUGUAUUAACCAAGCCAGCCCAGACGCCCAAGGCAGACAAGAAAGCGAAGGGUUCCAAAGCUACGAAUAAUGUCUAUUUGGUAAACUUAGUGGGAAAAAGCUACACUCAAAAGAAAUUAUUGCAAGACUUGGAGUCCAAAACUUUCUCAAAAAAGCACAAGGAGGCACUGUGCUUAGUUUGGUUUGUGCAUAGUGUUCUUUGGGAAAGAGACGUAAACUACAACAUACCGCUUGGAUUGAUUAAACUUGCUGAGGACUAUGAUGCCUUCAACAACUAUGCCUGGGGUUUUCAAAGCUUUAGCUUGACUGUUGAAUAUUUGAUGAAGGAUUUGAAGCCAACGGGGAAAACACAAAACCUAUAUGGCUUCCUUUGGGCUUUCAUGGUAAAUUUUCUUUAAUGUUUUACCUUCUUUUUUUAUUUUUUUUAUUUCAAUCACUAUUUUGAUUUUUGAUGGCAUCUUUUUUUUCUAGGCUUGGGCAUUUGAAGUCAUUCCUCACCUCAGGCAUCAAGUCAAGGAAUACUCCAAAGAAGUUACCUAUCCAAGAAUUCUUAGAUGGCUCACUGCCAGGAACAACACAAAAUUGAGUGUUGACCUUUUCAACCCCCCUAAGGAAGCUGUUGUGAACCCAUGGCUUGUCCCAACAAUAAGAGAGUUGGAGAUGCCAUGCCUUGUCACCUUUGUGCCCAUAGAAUUUGUGCCUGACAGACUGAUUGAUGGGUUCAAAGGUGAAUUGG